Molecule: messenger RNA, 8619 nt
Organism: Crotalus tigris (Tiger rattlesnake)
Lineage: Eukaryota; Metazoa; Chordata; Lepidosauria; Squamata; Viperidae
Gene: ZBTB4
Product: zinc finger and BTB domain containing 4
Exons: 3
Coding region: 242-3988 (1248 amino acids)
Biological process (GO): regulation of cytokine production; negative regulation of transcription by RNA polymerase II; regulation of immune system process
Molecular function (GO): protein binding
Source: RefSeq, a predicted model, not a curated record
GGGGGCGGGGCGGCGCUGGCGUCUCCCGUGCCAGGCGGGCGAGCGAGCGAGCGGGCGGCGGCAGCAUGCGCGGCGGCGGCGGGGCGAUCCGCCUCCAUCUUGCGCUGCCCCCGGACGGCCGGCUCCGAGGCAGCCAGUGGGUCCAGCUCAGCCCCAUUGGGAGGAAGCAGCAUGAGGAGCAGCGGGUGGCCAGAUGCCCACUAGGUCUGCUCAGCUCGUCUAGGUCUGAGGCGGCAGCACAAUGGCUUCGGUUGUGGAGCUCACCGACAACAGCCACCCCAAUUCCCUUCUGAUCCAGCUGAACGAGCAGCGUCUGCGCGGGCAGUUCUGCGACGUCACCAUCGUCGCCGAAGACACCAAGUUCAAGGCCCACAAAAAUAUCCUCGCGGCCUCCAGCCCCUACUUCAAGGAGGUUCUCUCCGAGGACUCGGCGUGUCGCCAGCCGGGCCAGAUCCUUGAGCUUCCCGACAUCCAGGCCAAAGUCUUCUCGGACAUCUUGAACUUCAUUUAUAAUUCUCGGCUCUCCGUGCCCAGUCUGGCCGUGGCCAAGGAGAUCGGGCUGGUGGGCCGACGGUUGGGCAUCUCCCGCUUAGAGAACCUGGAUGAUCCCUGGGCAGAGGUCAAGAUGGACAGUCCCGGCGGGGCCUCUGCCCACGAUUGCGAGUCGCCCAUUGACCUCACCUGCCCGUCCCGUUCCAUGGAACCCUCCAGCCCUGUUUGCUUGCAGGAUUUGACCAAAGUGUACAGCCCCGGGCAGGACACCCGCCCUGACUCUGAAACAGAAACGGCCAAGAUCCUCUACACUCUGAGCUCCGUCGCGACCGUGUCCCCUGCUACCCCCUCCGAUCUGACGUUCACGGUGAAGGAACCCGUCGCUUGGGACCACAGCCUCUCUGCGACUCCUCCUGCCGCGUCUGCCGACACAAAGGAUGGGGCACCGGCGUCGGCCUCUUCUUCCUCGCCCCCCUCCCCGUCUGGGGCUUCCUACCCAGUGAGCAGCACCUUCUGCUGCGGAAGCUGCAGCCGCUCCUUCACGACGUCUUCGGCCCUCAGCCUCCACAUGAAGCUGCACCGAACGCGGCGCCCGCUCUCCUGCCGCCACUGCGGCAAAAGCUUCAUCCACACCAAGCGGCUGCAGACGCACGAAGUCAUAUGCAAAGAGGUGGAGACACCCAAGACGGAGGCUCCCGCGGACAAGGCACCGCCCAGCCCAGAGUUACCUUCCAAGCCGACGGUAGCUGCAGCAUCUUCCAAAAAGGGCGUGCUUUUCCGCCACCGGGCCCUGCCGCGGGUGGAUUAUCUCUCCGACCAAGACCACUUUGUCAAAGUGGUCGACGGGCACAUCAUCUACUUCUGCACCGUCUGCGAGCGGUCCUACAUGACCCUUUCCAGCCUCAAGCGCCACUCCAACGUCCAUUCCUGGCGCCGCAAGUACCCGUGCCGUUACUGUGACAAAGUUUUCGCCCUGGCGGAAUACCGCACCAAGCACGAGGUCUGGCACACCGGGGAACGUCGCUACCAGUGCAUCUUCUGCUGGGAGACCUUUGUGACUUACUACAACCUCAAGACUCAUCAGAAAGCCUUCCACGGCAUUAAUCCCGGCCUCAUCUCCUCCGAGAAGACCCCCAACGGGGGCUACAAGCCGAAACUGAAUGCGCUGAAACUCUACCGCCUGUUACCCAUGCGCUCCCAAAAGAGGCCGUACAAGACGUACAGCCAGGCCAUGGUGCCGGAGGACCUUCUGCAUCCAACUCACGCUGUCCCCAUGACGCUGGGUGAGGGGGACUCAUUGGACGGAAAUUUGGUCUCCUCCCUGAGUACUAGUGACGUGGUUUCAGUGUUCCCCACCAAGAACGCCUCUUUAGAAUCGACCGAGGCGGAUCGGGACCAGCAGCGGGAAACCACGAGCACUGAGGACACGUCCGUUCUUCCAGCUACUGGUGAGGAGGCCCAGCUGGGCAAGCCGCCCCCGUCGUUGAGCACAGAGGCGCCCACCGUCAUCGCCUACGGGCACCCCACCUCUUCCGUGAUCGUUCAUAGCACCUCGGUGAAAGCACAGGGUCCGUCUGUGAUCACAUACAACAGCAUGUCCGCAAGCGCCCCGCUGAAUGGGGGAACUCCACCGUCACUGUCCCAGUCAUCCCCCUCUCCAGUUGUAACCAAACCCAUUAAGAAGCAGGUCCUGAGGGAGUACAUCCAGUCCCAGAAGAGGGAGGAGCAGGCAUUGGAAGAGGAGGGGAGCGAGCAGGGCUUCAAGGCGAGGGGACCACGGACUGGACGCACCAUGACCUACAUGGCUAAACCAGCCUGUGUGGGCGCCGCCUCCGAAAGCCGAGCCGCCCCACUCUGCCAGAUCACGGUGCGCAUCGGCGAGGAAGCCAUCGUCAAGCGGCGGAUCUCCGAAACGGACCUGAUGCUGGACAAGAGCAGCCGGAUGGGAGGCAGGCGGUUGGAUUUCGGCCGCGAUCCGGGCAGUGAGAAACCGCAUCCCUCCCUGCCUCCGACGCUGCACGGCAAGCAUGCCGACCGGCUGUUUGCGAACGAGAGUGGCGAGGAGGACAGCGACCGCGGAGACACGGAAGACCAGCUUUGGCGCCCGUACUACAGCUAUAAGCCCAAGCGGAAGGCUUGUGGCGGAGCCGGCAGUAGCGCCGGCAACGCCCUGCCGAAGAUGAAGAAGUCGCGGUGGCGGCACAAGCUGCGCUCCCUGCGCUGGAUGAAGCGGUCAGAGGACGCCAAGGAGGGGAGCAGAGCGGGACCCAACCAUCCGGGGUCUGUGGAAGUAUCUGGGGGACAGGGAGCUGCCUCCGACCGGGAUGAGAUGGAUCCGCUGACCAAAGGGGCGGGCGGGCGGGGCGCCGAGUGGAAGCACGAGUGCGGCGUUUGCGGCAAACUUUUCUCGGCCCUCAAGAAGCUGAGGAAGCACGAACGGGUACACGGGCGCCUCGCCAAGGACGACCAGGCCCUGGCAGUCUUGGGCACCCCCCACCGGGUCGGCCGCAAGCCCCUGGUGAAGUUUGCCUGUGCCCACUGCACAAAGGUCUGCAAGACGGCGGCCGCCCUGAGCCGCCACAUGAAACGGCACGAGGGUCAGGAGCUGGAGGAGGUCCCCCUGCCCGUGCUCACCACCGUCAUUGCUUAUUCUAAGAAGACCGCCGAGGUGCCUCUGGCUACCUCUCCCCCGGUGGUCAAAGAGGAGACCACCCAGGAAAUGCAAGUGUCUUCCUCCAGCGGGGAGGCGCCCGUGGGCCAAGCAGAGGUCUCCGAGGGGGGCUGUGUGGAAAUGGUGCCCUGCAACGGGCACACGCCGGCCCCUCUGCCCGAAGACGAACGCCUGUCGCAACAAGGGGCGGGCAAGUCCCCUUUCCACGAGGAGCUGCCCGCCCACCCACCGCCGCCGCCACAGGCCACCACCGCCAGCAGCACCCUGGCCGAGCUGCCUCCGGAUCGGCCCCUCUCUCUUCAAGACCCCGUCAUCUCUCACACGGGCCUGGUCCAGAAAGAGAUUUUGGCGUCCCACGAGAUGGAAGGUGACCGCUACCCGGUCCAGGAGUACCCCUUACCCCUACUGGUGCCAGGGAGUUGCCGGAGCCGGAAGGAUCUGGAAGAGAAACCCUCCUUCCUGGCUUAUCCCAGCGCCAUCCAGUUCAACGCCGUCGGCAAGGCCGGGAGCAGCAGCGGAGAGGGCAAAGUCAGCUUCUACCCCGACCCGUAUCCGCUGAUGUACGGGCACCAGCUGCUGGCCGCUUACCCGUACAACUUCACCUGGCCGGUGGCUUUGAACAUGGUGGUCCCGGAUGACAAGGGUCAGCCUUUGCCCUUCCUGCCCAGCGUCUUCAGCUAUUCGAUGAACCCCUGCCGGGGCGUGGUGGGGCACGAGGGGGGGCCCGCCUCCCACGGGGGCCUGGGGAUGGGCAGCUCGGCAGCGCGGGAGAGCCGUGGAGAGCCCGGGAUGCCCGAGAAGCUGAAGAAAGGCGGGCGCCUCUGAGGGCCAGCCGGGGCAGAAAAGGGGCACCGGAUUACAGGUGGAAAAAAGGCAAGGCAGGAGAAUAGCCACCCUCCACCCCCUGGGAAGGGGGUGCGUGCUUACGAGAACCGGUGGGGGUGAGCGCAGAGGGGGCCCCCCCCGAACUGGGGCAAGUAGAAGAGAAGCUCCCCCCCCCUUCUUCCUACCAGUGGCAUUUUCACGUGGGACGUGUCGUAGAGAAGACAAUAGCAAAAAUAGGUACAGGGUACCCUCGUUUUCCCACCCACCCCCUCCACGUGCCUGGUUCCUAAACCCCCCCUAUGAAUGUUGUUUGUAGACACAAAUAAGAGUGAAUUUUGCACAAGGAACCGCUCUUCGUCCUUCGGAAACCCCCCCUCCCUUCCCCGGGGCGGUUUCUGCCCCGCCCUCUUUUGCUCCUCCUCUGUACUUUUGCUGCUGGGGAGGGCGGAGGAACAGACUAGUUUGAAAGAAGUAGCCUCUCUAAUGUAGCUCCUCUCCUGCUGUUGGGGUGCCUGCAGAGCCUUGCUCUGCCCCACCCCGCUGUUGGGGCGUCCUUCCUCUGCAGACCCUCCCCCUACUAUUGGGGUGUCCCUUCUGCAGGCCCUUCCCCUUUUCUUCCCCCUCCCCCCGGUAUUGGGGUGUCCUUCCUCUGCAGACCAUCUCCUUCCCCCCCACUAUUGGGGUGUCCUUCCACUGCAGACCCUCCCCCUACUAUCGGGGUGUCCCCUCUGCAGACUCUUCCUCCUUUUCCCCCCUACUAUUGGGGUGUCCCUUCUGCAGACCCUUCCCCUUUUCUCCCCCCCCCAUAUUGGGGUGUCCUUCCUCUGCAGAACAUCUUCCCCCGUGAUUGGGGUGUCCUUCCACUGCAGACCCUCCCCCUACUAUCGGGGUGUCCCCUCUGCAGACUCUUCCCCCUUUUCCCCUCUACUAUCGGGGUGUCCCUUCUGCAGACCCUUCCCCUUUUCUCCCCCGUUAUUGGGGUGUCCUUCCUCUGCAGAACAUCUUCCCCCCGCUAUUGGGGUGUCCUUCCACUGCAGACCCUCCCCCUACUAUUGCGGUGUCCCAUCUGCAGACCCUUCCCCUUUCCCCCCCCCCAGUAUUGGGGUGUCCUUCCUCUGAAGACCAUCUCCUUCCCCCCCCCCGCUAUUGGGGUGUCCUUCCACUGCAGACCCUCCCCCUACUAUCGGGGUGUCCCCUCUGCAGGCCCUUCCCCUUUUUUCCCUCCUGCUAUUGGGGUGUACUUCCUCUGCGGACCCUCCCCCUACUAUUGGGGUGUCCCCUCUGCAGACUCUUCCCCCUUUUUCCUCCUGCUAUUGGGGUGUCCUUCCUCUGCAGACCCUUCCCCUUCCCCCCCCCCAAGUAUUGGAGUGUUCUUCCUCUGCAGACCAUCUCCUUCCCCCCCCCACUAUUGGGGUGUCCUUCCACUCCAGACCCUCCCCCUGCUAUUGGGGUGUCCCCUCUGCAGGCCCUUCCCCUUUCCCCCCCCCUGCUAUUGGGGUGUCCUUCCUCUGCAGACCCUUCUCUUUAUUCUCCCCCCCCCCCUGCUUUUCCUUGGCCCAGCUCAGCUCCUCUACUUCGCUGCACAGCAGCUGGCGGAGUGGAGUGUGUGUGUGUGUGUGUGUGUGUGUGGAGGGGGGGGCUGUGCGUGCAAUUUGUUUUCCAACUGGCUGGAUGUGAUGAAUCACAUUUUCCUUCUGGGCAGAGGAAGGCAGCGAUGGGGGAAGGCCGGGAGAGGAAUGGAAGGACUUUUUUUUUAUGUCCACCACCUCUCCCGUCGAAGAUGGAAAGACCGACCGAGUUGCGUUGAGGUGCACCACAGCACCACAGCGUCCCUCCAGCCAGCCAGCAACAGGGCAUCCCAUUGUUGGGGGACGGGGGAGAACAGGGGGGUUAUCAAUAGAUACCCCAUCUCUGGUGCCAGCAGCAAAAGCCCCUCCUCCCCCCUCCCUUGCACCCCCCCUCCUGCACCCCCCCCAAUAUAAACGAGCAAGGAUCAGCAAUAGGUCAUUUCAGCUCUACAUGUAAUACUGUUCUCUCUUUUUUUUAAAGUAGCAUUAUGUUCUGUUUUUCCAAAUGGGCGGCCUAGUUUAAAAUCACAACGGGGCAGGCCUCCCCACCGCGGAAGGAAAGCCUGCGAGUUGUGGGUCCCAGGAGAAAGAGAGGGCCGGAGAAAGACGGUUUGUCAUGGGCCAGCUUAAAUUUGUGUCGCAAAAAACUCCGCAGCGCAGACCCCAGGGCUCCAGUGUUCCCCCAAAACGAGCAGCCCUCCAUAUUCUUCCCUUGCUGCCCCCCCUCCACUCAACUAAACCCCCUAAAUAUUUUAGGGGGGGCAACUUCAGCCUCUGUGUUACAUUCCGGGAAAAGGAGAACUUAAGAGGGAAGGAAGGAACCCCUGCGCGGUUUUGGGGAAAUGUAAAAUUAAUUUUUAACGGCCAAAACAAAUCACCGUGUUCCUGUUAAAAAGCCGAAGCUUAGGGCCCCCCGCCCGGUUGAAAUUUUUUCCAGUCUUCCUUCCUUCCGCGAUUCAAAACAUAAACACGCAUUCACACACAUACACAUCCUUCCCCGAUUUCCAUCGGGGAGGAUUUCCUCCCAAGGACCAAAACUGACAACAUUUUCAUUUUACCAUUAUUUCGGAAGGAAGAAUCCUACAGACAAUUCUAAGAUAAACGUUCAAAAUUAUUUAUUUUAGAUCCAUUGUUUUUCCUCUUUCUUUUUUUAAGAAGAUGGAGGAGGGGAACUGUCCAGACUGUGGCCCAAGGCCCUGCUGCCUGUUGGGUUAUGGAAAUGGUUGUCCCAACCCUAGCCUAAACGUCGCAGCGCCGUUCGCGGUGGGAUAAAUAACCAUCUUCCAAAUUUAAUUUUUUUGUGUGUCUCACACACACACACCCAGCACCCGCUGCAGGGAAGCCUCCAGAGGACCCCCCCCCCUCCUCCAAGUCUUUUUCCUGACCAGCCGUUGCCGCAGCAGCAUCGCAUGCGUCACCGUGUAAAUUCCCAUCGUUUGUGGAGUGACGCGACUUGUGCGAUGUUUUUUUGCAACCUUGCGAAAGACCCCCUAAAGCUAAGCCGUUGCCACUUCUCUUUGGUGGUGGGGGGCGGACCCAGAUUUUGUCGCCCCUCUGACUACGUCCCUGGCACUCAGAGGUCCACCGCGGAGUUCCCUGGACAGUACACUGUGUAGAAUUCCCAGUGUAGAAUCAGGCAGGGGAGUUGGAUGUUCAGGUGCCAGGACCGCGACCUUUGAACCCCGUUCCACCUGCAGAAUUGGGACCAGGGUACUCGGGAUCACAGGGACACACCUGCCCUCUUCUGUACAGUGGCUGGCUACAGGGACCUCGUAGACAGGCACGGCCGUGCACAAAAUCCCUUCCCACGCAAGGGACGAUAAUUGUUUCCCGACGCUGCCUCUUUGCCGCACUCCGUCAUGGCAGACGGCCCUCCCUGCUUCGCUGCUGCAGCCGAGUCCCACCACACCAUGCCCAUUUCUGCCCAUCCUUCCCCCCCCCGAACACUGAGACCUGGGGCCCCCUCCUUUUCUGCUGCCAUGAGUCUUUUUCCCCCCUACCACCUGCCUUUCCAGCCCUUCGUGCUUCCAACAUCUGAUGCGUUCCUCAGUUGACAGCAGGCUGCACUUCAAUGCAGCGUUCUCCCGCACAUUUUCCCGUCCUGCAGCCCCUUCUGCACGCUGCCCCCUCCCCCUUAGAGGGUGGGCUACGCAGGGCUGCCAUUCUGGAAUACAUUGGGGUCCUGUCCUUCUCCAAUCUUCUCCUGGCAUUUUUUUGGGGGGGGAUGGAGAGGGGUCCAAAUAACGCUUGUUUGCAGGUCUGGUGUGCAGGGGCCUCCAGCUAGCAAGGUUUUAGCACACUGUUGCUCUGCACGAGGAGGCAGGGGUACUUCCUGGACCCCAGUGAGUUUUUUGAGCGGGGGGGGGGCUGCAUUUCCAGCAGCACACCCCUUGAUUGCAUCCAUAGACGGGAGGGCAAGGCAGACAAGGCUGGGCUGAGCGAGAGCACGCGCCAAAGGUAUUCUGGAUGGUCCUCCCGCCAGGACAGGAGGGUCUGGGUUCGGGGGGGGGGGAACAUUGGGGGCAGAAGGGGGAGGUCACUGACAUGUAUAUAUAGUGGUCCGUCUCUCCGAUCUUUUGCACUUUGUCACUGGGGGGCUCCGGUGAUUGUUGACCGUUUGCUACUGAAUGUAACUCGUCUUUUAUUUUUAUUUUUUUAGAAGCACCUCUAGCUAGUUUUAUGGCACUUUAGAUAUUUACUGAAACUGUUUAAGGAAACUACAGAAAAGCAAAAAAAAAAAAAAACCAACAUAAAUAAACGAAUAAUAAUAAUAAAGAGAGAGAGAGAGAGAGACAGAAAGAGAGAGGAAAACAAGAUUGAGACUUAGGAGAGAGAAAGAGAGAGAGCGCGCGCGAGACAGCAGGAGGAGACAACCGAUAAAAAAUCACCCAUUGGUCGUAAUCCCGAGGACGAACCACCGUUUUUCUGCCGCUUUUUCCCAAUCUCUGUUUCCCGAGUGUGACAGUGUGCGGAAUCCGUUAGACAAUUGCCGUAUUUAUCUUUCUGCAUCUUUGUGUGUAACUCCAAUAACUUCUUCAGAAUAAAACAACAAUUAUAUGUUGA